CUGCAUCUAACCCAUCCUCUUUAUCAAGAUGCCCUCAUAACUACGGAUGACUCAGGCUCCCCACUAUCCUUCCCUCUCUGCCAGUGGAAAUUUGCUGCGUAUCAUCACGUCAAGAAGCACCUAAAAAAAUACAGCAGGAUCGAUUUUGUUCAGCCGGACAUUUGCCAAAUUGAACCUGAUAAAGUUGGCGAUAUUGAAGGCAAACACAUUUUAGAAAAUAACAAUCUAAUUCUGACAGGACCGGCUACUCAAACUUCUUACCGUCUCAAUUGCUCGUCAGCGAACUACACCGAUCGCAUCUACGUAAUCGCUAAUGAUUCCUUUAACAUUCGGGAAGAAAACGACACGGUUUUAAUCCAAGCUGGCCAACCUGCUGAACUAUUUUUCCAAUUGUGUGAGGAUAACCGCAACAACGAAAGUUCUCCUCCGCAGAGAAGCUGUUACAGAGAGUAUGCGCCACCUCUGGAUUGUCAUAUCCAACCGCUGAAGUUGAAUACCUCGAGAGAUCAGCUGUCCUGCGUCUUGCGAGACUUGAUAACGGAAUCGGCUGUCACCGUAACAAGCAAGCUUAAUUUUGAGAAUCGUGUGGCCACGAGCCGACUUCCUGCUUGUCUGUUCCAGAUACAUUGUCAGCAGGCCCUCCUUGGCUUGGACAAUCUGUCUUUGCAUUUCCUCACCUCAAAGCGUUCGCUCAACUUUAAGCCUCUUUGCAUGCUACCAAAAGCUGUGGAUUUGGCUGAAGUCAAGGCAGGCCAUCGAGGCUAUCCGACAUGCCAGCUUCGCUAUCAUACGAUUUGUAAGGUUCCAAUAAAUAAGAAAGAUAGAAAUGGUGCCUUCCUCGAGGCGAUUCGGGUUGAUGGAAGUGAAUUGCUAGUUGAAGAUUUGCUCACGCUGAGUCCAUUAAUCGAGAAGUUGUCAGAACAAUUGAACUGCACUUCAGCUAGUACAUCACUACUGUUUCAGCCGGGUCGAGUAUUCAUCUCUGAAUCACAGAGGUAA
Protopolystoma xenopodis is the source of this 999-nucleotide messenger RNA. NCBI's taxonomy places the organism in Eukaryota, Metazoa, Platyhelminthes, Monogenea, Polystomatidea, Polystomatidae. The record is from the annotation of a GenBank genome assembly.